UGCUCAAGCUUGAUGAAGAUCUGCUUUACAUCUGUUAGAAUGGAAGAUCUUCUGCUCAAACCUGUCAGACAUGUCACUGGUUUUUCUAACACCCUUGUGGCUGCAUGAAUCUCCAUAAAAUCUAGUGGAACAUCUUUCCCAGAAGAGUGGAGAUUAUUAUGAGACAAUUGGAGACUAAAUGUGGAAUGGGAUGUUCAGAAAUCAUAUACUGAACCCAUAAUUACGGGUCCUUGAGUUUUAUUUAUCUUGGUAACCAGGUAUCAUAUUUCAAGUCAACAAACAUCAACCUGAAAAAAUGUGAAGGUGAGACGUAGCUGCACCCUGUACAGAUCUGAAGUAGGUUUAGUGAAAGCUGGUGAAUUUGACCUUGUAUAACAUUAAGGUACUAAUUCAUCCGUUCAGCUUCUCCGUCUUUUCUAACGAAGCCUACUGCUUUAUUAUAUUUGUGUUUGGUAUCAUAAUCCUUCUGCUGACUUUAUCACUGACUCUAUAGAAUAUUAUAUAGAAUUAUUGACCUCUUAUCUCUAAAGAUUAAUCAUCGAAUAACCAGUUCACCGACACACCAAAAGCAAACAGGCAGCGACACGUGUUCUGCAGAUACGUGUGGGUGUGUGUAGGUUUUAUUGAUUUGUUUUUUUUUUGUUUUUUUUUUGAGUGUGUACCUACACUGCUUUCACAUCAGGUUCACUCCAUCCAGACCUUUUCUCUUAUGGAUGUGUUUUUUUUCACCUUUGUUUGUUGCUAUAGUUAUGACCCGGUCUCCAGGACAACUGAUGACCAGGGAAGAAUGACGAGAUGUUCCGCCUCAAGUCCAAUUUUGCUUUGCGUUGAGUUUUUUUUUUUAUGAUGACACACUGUUUAGUAGUGAACGAAUGAUGUCGUCUUCUACAAAAGGACGAAGAUACUGUAUGUAUGUUUUAUUAGUUGUCAGAUUAUAGACAGGUUUGGUUUUAGACACCUAAAUUCAACACAUUCUACACUUCAUCUGAGCAACAUGAAGUACAAAAUAAUACCUGAGAUCAAUUUGUGAUCUGAUUCCAUACUUGAACACUGGAGCAGAUCUGAUUUACACUUUAUGGAAAAAAAGUAUUGGGACACCUGACCAUAAGACCAUGUUCUUUUUGAACAUCCCAGUCAACAUUUAGUCUCUGGCUCUGAUAUUAACCUCACUCAUCUGGGAAGAUGUUCCACUACAUUUUGGAGUGUGCUUGUGGAGACUGGAGAUUGGGACACCUGACUUUUUUGACUCUAUUGCAGAAGAUCUCCUAAUCCAACCAAUGGGGGUUUUGUUAUGCUGAAACAGGUUUGUGUCUCCUAGUUUGACUAAACAAGAACAUCCUACACAGUUAUGUGCCUCUAACAGUUUGGCGAAGAAUGACAUAUGUCUAGAAAAGCCCGGUGUAUCAAUAUUUCUUGUCAUUCACUUUAUCUACAUUACAGAUGUAAUGGACAGGGAUGCCAAUUUUCAUGCUAGAACAGGUUUGGGUCUCCUAGUUUAAGUGAAGAUAAAACUUUGCCUCCCCAUCCAAACAAAUCCUAUACAUUUGUGUGUGCUAUACAACUUGGUGGGGAACCAUUUCUUUUUAUAUAUAUAUAUAUAUAUAUAUAUGCCAAGAUGACAACUGCCUUGCAGAAGGUGAAGGUGAUGGAGUGGCCAAGUAUGUCUCCAGACCUGAACCCUAUUGAGCACCUGUCUGGAUCCUUAAGUGGAAGUUGGAGAAGCACCAUGUGUCCAACAUCCAGUAUCUCUGUGAUGUCAUUAUGGAGGAGUGGAAGAGGAUCCCAGCAACAACCUGUGCAGCUCUGGUGAAUUCCACAGCCAGGAGGAUUAAAGCAGUGCUGGAGAACGAUGGUGAAUAAAGACGCUAACAGGCACAGUUCAGAAGCGGAGUGAGGAGCGUUCAGCUGGACGGGGAUGAAGCGCUAGAGAGCUGAGGAGAACCGCAGGAGAACUGAAAAGAAACACAGCAUCAGAACAGAAAAGCAGCUGUGUUUCAGUGGUUCAGACUCUGAAGAAUCAUGUGGGUUCUGGAGAAAAUCCGGAGCUCAGUGGAGAACAACGCUCCCCGACCUGGUGAGGCAGGAGACAAACAGGACAAAGCACCCAUCUACAGCAACGUUCUUACACCUGAUAAGAUCCCCGACUUCUUCAUCCCUCCUAAGCUGGUCAGCUGCCCACCAGAGACUGAAACCCCAGACGUGAAGCCUAAAGAUUGUCUACGGCCUUCCACCUCCGAGCAGACCAUCGGCAACAAAAUCAUUAGCCCUCGAAGUCCACGCCUGGUCAGCAAACUAGCCGGAGACACCAAAAACCUGCUAAGAGCUGCCAAUCGUCAUAUAAUUCAAAUUGAGAGUGCAGAUGAUGUCGUCGCUGGGGACACCAAUGCUGACCCUCAGUCCCAGACAGCUAUGUCUCUGUCAUAUAUUCCCAAGACUCAGACCUCCUACGGAUUUGCUACGCUAAUGGAGAGUCCUCACACCCGGCGAAAAGAGUCUCUGUUUCACUGCGACCACACGAGUCCCGUCACGUCCCCCAAUACCCUUCGCAAGUCACCGGGAAAGACCUGCAUUGAAGUUAAUCAUCUGAACCCUUUAGAUUUCAAUACGUCUCACAUCAACCCGUAUCGCUACUUUAGUGGAGGCGAGAGCGACACGUGCUCCUCAGCUGAGUCCUCCCCUUUCAGCUCACCCCUGCUGUCCCGCUCUGCCUCCUUGCUCAAGAUCUUCACCCAUGAGACUCAGGCCAAAGUGGUUAAAGCUAAGAGGACGUUCGCUCGGCACAGUUCUCUCUCCACGGACGAGUGCAGCUCUGCAGAGCCCAGCCCCAGCGUGCCCAGGAGGCUCCACUCUUCCGCAGGUGGUGGAACUCUGGAUCAUCAGCAUGGGAAGGACAGACAAAGAGAGCACAUGGUGAACCUCCACAAAGGAGGCAUAGUCCGGCUGAGUGCUGAUUACGACCCGGGAACGGCACGUUUGCGCAUCCGAAUCAUUGCAGCUGAGGACCUUUAUGACCAGACGUUUGACAUAAAGAGCAUUAACUGCUGUGUGUCACUCUACCUCAACCCAGGCAAGCAGCAGAAGCAGAGAAGCACUAUCAUCAAGAACAGCCGCAAUCCCGUCUUCAACGAGGAUUUCUUUUUUGAUUCUGUGAGCUCGGUUCAGGUGAAAAGCCUAGCUCUGAAGAUCAAAGUGGUGAACAAGGGCACCAGCCUGAAAAGGGACAGCCUAGUCGGGGAGAGAGAGGUUCCUCUGGGGAAGCUUCUGCCUGGUCUUUAAGACUACAUAAGGGCUUAUGAGGGCUUAGUGCCCUGAAAGGAGGACCUUUAAUGUACCUUUAAGUAAAUAGCUAAUCAUGUUAGUGUGUAGUGUUAGCAGCUAGCAUGGCUACAACUUACACUUUGGUUUGGUGUUUUAUUAGUAAUAUAUAUAAAUCUGGUAUUUUAUUGUGUUUAUUUUUACUUAUUUAUUUGUAAGCAAAUGAUGUUUAUAAGUCUGACCAAGGAACUAAUGAGAGUUAAAAGCUAUAUGUUAUGCUUUUAUUGUUUUAUCUAAUCAGAAAUUACACCAAAACUCAUUAAAAAAAACCUGAUAAGGUCAAAAGUAUUGGAACACCUGGACUUUUUAUAGCUGUGUGUAGAUCUUUAACAAACUGUGAUCACAAAGUUGGAAGCGCACAAUUGUUGAAGUGGAAGAUCUCCUGCUGUAGAGCUCUGACCUCAACCGUAUUGAACAUGAUGAAUGUGAACUG
Silurus meridionalis is the source of this 3748-nucleotide messenger RNA. Its product is annotated as C2 calcium-dependent domain-containing protein 4C. The coding region runs from base 2020 to 3276 and encodes 418 amino acids. The record is from RefSeq and is a predicted model, not a curated record. Lineage: Eukaryota; Metazoa; Chordata; Actinopteri; Siluriformes; Siluridae. The transcript is spliced from 3 exons.